Peromyscus eremicus (cactus mouse) is the source of this 5452-nucleotide messenger RNA. RefSeq names its product AGBL carboxypeptidase 3 (gene Agbl3). The record is from RefSeq and is a predicted model, not a curated record. Lineage: Eukaryota; Metazoa; Chordata; Mammalia; Rodentia; Cricetidae. Gene Ontology annotation, molecular function: metallocarboxypeptidase activity; zinc ion binding. Gene Ontology annotation, biological process: proteolysis. Bases 360 to 3353 code for a protein of 997 amino acids. The transcript has 19 exons.
AUUCAAAGUAAGUUAUAUUCCUAACCAUAACUUACAUUUUUGCCAUUUCAUCAAAAUGAAUUUUCCUCCUAAUGCCCAUUCGGAGAUUAUGCCUUUGCAGUAAUACAGCUUUAGCUUUCUUUUCCUUUUUUCUUAUUCUUUGUUUUUUGUUUUGAAUGCUGUGAGUCCUACUGCUAUAGGGAAGUAGAACAGGGAAGUUACUUCAGGCUGCAUGUGCCUCUGGAAAAGGUACACACUGGCUGUAUGAGUCUGUCCAGUAGCUUUCGGUGGUGAGAUCACACACAGAGAAGGGAACAAAACUCCGACUUUGUCAGCCUCCCCACAUAAGAAAAGAAAGUUCAAGGCAGACAUUGGAAGACAUGUCAGAAGAUUCAGAGGAGGAAGACUAUUCAGACAGAAGUAUCAGUGAUGACGAUGAAUCGGAUGUGGAUACAUUCAUGAAAUUUGUAAGUGAUGAUAUUCAUCAGUGUACAAUACUAGCAGCUGAUGCUAUUGGUGACCCAUUCUUCCCUCGAACUACACAGAUUUUAUUGGAGUAUCGGCUAGGAAGAUGGGUACCACGCCUUCGUGAACCAAGGGAUUUAUAUGGUGUCUCUUCUUCUGGUCCAUUGAGCCCGACACGGUGGCCAUACCACUGUGAGGUUAUUGAUGAAAAAGUCCAGCAUAUUGAGUGGACUCCUUUUUUUCCUGAGCCGGUGUAUGUCCCGACAGGCCUGGAAGUAGAACCUGUUUACCCAAACUCCAAGGAAGAUACUGUGGUUUAUCUAGCUGAAGAUGCUUACAAAGAGCCCUGUUUUGUGUAUUCCCGAGUUGGGGGUAACCGAACACCCUUGAAACAACCUGUGGAUAACUGUGACAACACUUUGGUGUUUGAAGCGAGGUUUGAGAGUGGUAAUCUACAGAAGGUAGUCAAAGUGGCAGAUUAUGAAUACCAGUUGACUGUGCGCCCAGACCUCUUCACAAAUAAGCAUACUCAGUGGUACUAUUUCCAGGUCACUAAUACUCAAGCAGAAAUAGUCUACAGAUUCACUAUUGUCAACUUCACCAAGCCUGCUAGUCUUUACAAUCGGGGUAUGAGGCCACUGUUCUAUUCUGAAAAAGAGGCCAAGACCCAUAACAUUGGCUGGCAGAGAAGAGGAGACCAAAUCAAGUAUUAUAAAAACAACCUUGGGCAAGAUGGGCGCCAUUUUUUUUCUCUUACAUGGACAUUUCAGUUUCCACACAGCAAGGAUACUUGCUACUUUGCUCACUGCUAUCCAUACACUUACACCAACCUUCAAGAAUACCUUUCUGGCAUCAACAGUGACCCAGUAAGAUCAAAGUUUUGUAAAAUACGUGUCUUGUGCCACACACUUGCUAGGAAUAUGGUGUAUGUCUUGACAAUCACUACUCCCUUGAAGAAUAGUGACUCAAGAAAGCGCAAGGCUGUGAUUUUGACCGCAAGGGUCCAUCCAGGAGAAACCAACAGCUCUUGGAUCAUGAAAGGCUUCCUAGAUUAUAUUUUAGGAGACUCAAGUGAUGCACGGUUGCUUCGGGACACUUUCAUCUUCAAGGUGGUACCCAUGCUGAAUCCAGAUGGUGUGAUUGUGGGAAAUUACCGAUGUUCCUUAGCUGGACGGGAUUUAAACCGUAAUUAUACAUCUCUCCUAAAGGAAUCUUUCCCUUCUGUUUGGUAUACAAGGAACAUGAUCCAUAGGUUAAUGGAGAAACGAGAGGUUAUUUUAUAUUGUGAUCUUCAUGGCCAUAGUAGGAAACAGAACAUUUUCAUGUAUGGCUGUGAUGGUAGCCACAGAUCUAAAACAAAAGGAUUAUACUUACAGCAACGAAUCUUUCCGCUCAUGCUGAGCAAAAAUUGCCCAAAUCAAUUUUCCUUCUCAGCUUGCAAGUUUAAUGUUCAGAAGAGCAAAGAGGGCACAGGAAGGGUUGUGAUGUGGAAGAUGGGCAUCAGGAACAGCUUCACACUGGAGGCCACCUUCUGCGGAUCUACUCUUGGCAAUAAACGAGGCACUCAUUUCAGCACAAAAGACUUAGAGUCAAUGGGAUAUCAUUUUUGUGAUUCUCUAUUGGACUACUGUGAUCCUGACCGGAGCAAGUAUUUUCAGUGUCUGAAAGAAUUAGAAGAAAUGGAAAAACAUAUAAACUUGGAAAGAGUCUUUGAUGAUUCAGAUAAUUCUCUAGUAGAAAUUUCAUUGGAUGUAGAAUCUAGUAGUCGAGGCUCUGAAAGUUCAGAGUCCAAUGACACUCAGACUUAUCUUCUCAAGUUGACCUCUCAGGUAAAAAACAAGAAAAAGUAUCUGAAAACAAAGAGGGAAAGAAAUGCCACCCUAGCAAAGCGCCAGAAUAACACAAGAGAGGCUUAUGGUAAAGAACGUUUACUCCAAAGACAAGAAGAAUCAAAUUCUGAUGUCAAAGAUCCAAAGCCAACUGUACCAGAUGUUUAUGUGGCUCAGUGUUUCAGAAGACCAUUGCCUAAUCAAGGCUUGGUGAAAAUUCCUGAACAUAUCUUUUAUCCCCGAAAAACGCAUUCAAGCUCCAGACGUAUGAAUCAGAGUCUUAACAAACACCAACGGACAUAUACUUUAGAAACUUCUAAGAGUCCAAUCCAAGAAGCAGUUCAGUCCAAAGAAAUCAACAUGUAUGAAAGUUGUUUCAAAGUGGCAUCCUUGAAGUGUCCUAUGAACAAACAAACUUCAAAUUGGAUUGGGAAGACAAGGAUACCAACAGAGUCACAACAUGAAUUGAAAAGGAAAGCAAAGAGACGCACAUCUUUUCAAAGCAAGAGGACUGGUACAAACUGGACAGAUGAUGAAAAAAGAAUCUACAGGGAUAAAAGAAUAGCUCAAACUCAGGAGAUAUUACAAUAUUUACUCCCUAUCGUGGAAUCCUCUAAAAACAUAAAAUCGACUCAAAUCAAAGACCUAUUCAAUCCAGGAGCCGACUUCCAACAACAUCAACUUAUUCCAACUGCUUGCAUAAAUAUAAGAAGAUACAGCACACCUUGGACACCAACCAGAAAUGUCCCUUUUAAAACCCAAAGGAAUCUUAUGACAAAUGCUUCAGAAUGGCUCCGGUCUGUGCCCCAGGGCUCAUUUGAAAGUUUGUCACCCCUCUGCAAUCUUCAGAAGAAGAAAAAGCAUUCCGAACUCUGUGCCAGAGACACUGAAGAUAUGACGCUACCCAGCAGCAAACAGGAGACUGUUCGCCCACGUUCUAAAAUGGAUGCAAAUAUUGUCCACGGCAACAGUCUUCAGCUUGAAGAGUCCAUCCUGAAGAGCUCUGAGCAGAUGGUUCCUCAACCAACUAAAAGCAACAAGAAACCAAAUGAGAGUAAUGGCCGCUCACCUUCCAUCUGAAGCUCCACGGCAACAGUUCAUUAAGCUGCCAGUUACUCAGAACUGUGGCUGAUAGAGAUGUGAUGACACAGUAAAAGUCAGCAGCCCCCCUCCCCCCCUUCACAUGCAUGUGUGGAUACUGAACUACAGAUUUUACAUAGCCCAUCUUCCUUAAAGGAAACAUCUUUCAGAGGUUUUAAAAAUCCAGAGGAAAUAGAGAAAUGUUAAAAACACAUAUAUUUAAUUUGUAUCAACAUGGGAAAGAGCUUGAAACUGUUGAUUUCUUCCAAAAUUAUGUGUGUAUAUAACAACAAAAAACUAAGACUUCAAGAAAGGAAAGACAUGCUAUCAGAGAUUUUAGUCACUUUAUUGAAUCAGCAGCCAGCAUCAUUCCUGCAUCUCUUUUAGAUAGUUGGUAUGAUAGAGAAAGCACAGGAGAAAUAAGCAGUAUCUCUCCCUUCUAGAAGAACAUCAUAUAAUUGUUUCUGUGAACACAUAUGAUAACUGGGCAUAGUGGCAUACUAGUAAUCCCAGCACUUGGGAGGUAGAGGCAGAAGGAUCAGGGAUUCAAGGCUAGCCUGGGCAACAUUUAAAAAGCAAGAUAAUAAAUACUAAUAAUAACUGAAUAAGAAUACAUAGUAAAGCACUAAUUUGUAUACCUCCAAUUGGUGAAAUAGCACAUAUUAAAAGAUGCUAAUUGCACAGACCAAAGGGAACCAAAUGACAUGGAAAUAUAUUAUGGUUUCAAAGUCAUUUUACAUCUCAUAAUUAAGCAAAGUUGUGAAAGAUUAGAAGUCCCAUUUCUCCUAGAGUCAGUGAGUGCACACCUCCAGCCUUUUAUUCAAGUGGAUACUUCAGAAGCAAGUCCUACACGUCACAUUUGUCAUAAGGUGGUGAGCAGUCAGGCUAGGGGGUACAAGCUAUAAUCCCAUCUGCUUAGGAACCUGACUCAGAUCACAAGUUCAAGGCAUGCCUGAGCUACGACAUGAGUUCAAGAGCAGUCUCAGCAACCUAAUAAAAUCCUGUAUCCAACCAAAAGACUAAAACAAGGAGGGAAACUGGGGGUGUAGCUCAGUGAGAGAACUACAUGCCUAAUGUGGGGAGGCCCUAGUUCACACCCCAGUAUCACACAAAAAUAAAAAUAAAAAUACAGUGAGUACAAGGAGAGAUUCCUGCAGCAUGUGCAAAGGAGUAAGUGUAGCAAGUGUGUCAGUCAAGAUGAAGGUGAGUGAGUGAGGAAGCAGGAGACACAGGUCACAGGUCUAAGUGGGAUAAAGAGGCUCUGCAGUCAGUGUUUCUAGUAACUGAGGACUCGAGAGCUCACUCCAGUGUUAAGAGAAGAAAUGUUAUUUGUAGGGAAUUCUGAGCAUAAAUUUCCUCAAGAAUCCUUAUACAUGGUAGGAAACAACUGUUUUUCUCAGUAAGGACUGUGUUGUGGGGGUUGGUGUCUGGGUUCUCAGGUCCCUAAUUUCUUUGCUAGGAAUUCUUACCUUGAUAACUGACACCGUGAUAGAAUACGAGCUCUCAAAAGUCAACCUGCCCUUGUUCUCAUAAAUCAGGGAAAGCUAAACUUCAUGGAAAUCUAAAUUUUUAAAUUGACAUUUGUUCUUUGAAACUUCAGUUAUAUGAAAGUUUGAGACUACAAACUCUAGAGUUGAACAUCUUUGUGAGUAUAACCAAAGUAACCAACUGGUUUCUUGGAAGACUGGGGUGUACAGAGGUAUUUCCUUAAUUAUUUUGCCUUUAUCUUUUCCCUUAUAAUCCCCUGCCCUGUACCAUAUUUUUUAAUGUCUUAUUACAUUAUUUACUUAUGUGUGUGUGGGGGGGGAUGUGUGAAUGCUCAUGCACCAUUGGGUCACGUAUGACAUGGUACACAUGGAGGUCAGAAGACAAUUUGCUGGAGUCCAUUCUCCUACCACAUGGCUACAGGGAUGGUACUCAGAUGGUCAGGCUUGGCAGCAAGUGCCUAUACCCACCGAGCUGUCUAACAGUCCCUCCCCUUGUCUCUUAUUUGCUGUAAAUACCUGACAUGUAGACCAUUUUCACUUUGUCCUUCAUGUUAUAAUAUUUAAAUUCCCUAAGUAUGCUACUCUUCCAUAAAGACCAUUCAUUCCAUCUGA